AAACAUACAACAGCCGCCGUUUGAGACACACCUUGCAAAAAGUUAUGUGAUAAAAUUAUACAAACUGAGAUAUCUUGUGAGAUAACUCAUUAACUUUCACAAAAUUUUGUGCAUUUGCGAUUGAAGUUUUAAAACCAUCGCCAAAAACGAUUCAAAAUAUAUUUUUUUAUUGAAAAACGUGUUUCACCAUUGCACGUUGAAAGAAAAGUCUUUCAGGCAUUUCAUUUGCAAAUUAGAUUAUUUUUAUCAGUUACCAAAGGAACACGAAAGAUGAAACUCAGCAUCUUUACAAUUUUAACAUUAGUCAUGAGCAUAUCGCUUCUUCCAAAAGCUUUAAGUGCUGAUUGUCCGAAUUGCGUAGUUAUUAUGUGCGGUUAUAAUAACUCUCGUGAUCUGUACCAAUGGUUUAAUGGAAAAGGUCAACUUGAUCUUUGGAAUAAUACUCAUAAGGAACGUUUUGUUCAAUUACCAAUUAGAUAUUGUAGGAAGAAGAUUGGCGAUCCGCAAGAAAACAAUACAUUUUAAAUCAGAGUCUGAUGAAGCUAUUUAAUUAGAUUUCUAAAUGUGUAUAGCGAAUAUGGAACAUCGAAUAUUUAAAACAUUUAUCGCUAAUAAUGUGUAACCUGAAUAUAUUCAUAUUUUAAUUAAAAAAUAUGUAGAUUAAUGUAUUUGAAUAAAUUUUCAUUCAUUC
Messenger RNA from Clunio marinus, 691 nucleotides. NCBI's taxonomy places the organism in Eukaryota, Metazoa, Arthropoda, Insecta, Diptera, Chironomidae. The record is from the annotation of a GenBank genome assembly.